Messenger RNA from Gordionus sp. m RMFG-2023, 917 nucleotides. Its product is annotated as ADP-ribosylation factor-like protein 3. The record is from RefSeq and is a predicted model, not a curated record. Gene Ontology annotation, cellular component: cytoplasm; microtubule cytoskeleton. Bases 28 to 687 code for a protein of 219 amino acids. The transcript has 7 exons. Gene Ontology annotation, biological process: cilium assembly. NCBI's taxonomy places the organism in Eukaryota, Metazoa, Nematomorpha, Gordioida, Chordodea, Parachordodidae. Gene Ontology annotation, molecular function: GTP binding; GTPase activity.
UUAGGCACAGUAUAUUCGUUAACAGUAAUGGGUUUUUUAGCUUUUUUAAAAAAACUAAAGUUAACAAACAAUAGAGAAAUAAGAAUAUUAUUACUAGGAUUGGACAAUGCUGGUAAAACUACAUUAGUUAAACAGUUAGCUAAUGAAGAAAUAUCAUAUACAACACCAACUCAAGGAUUUAAUAUUAAAUCAAUUCAUAUGAAUGGAUUGAAAUUAAAUAUAUGGGAUUUAGGAGGACAAAGGAGAAUUAGAUCUUAUUGGGAUCAUUAUUAUGAUAAUACCCAUAUAUUAGUAUAUGUUAUUGAUAGUGCUGAUAAAAUACGGUUUGGGGAAACUGAUCAACAAUUCGAAGAAUUAUUAUCGGUAGAAAAAUUACAACAUGUGCCCUUGUUGGUUUAUGCCAAUAAACAAGAUAUAAAUGGGUCCUCACCAGCUUCAGAAAUAGCGCAAUUGUUAAAACUGAAUCUCAUCAGGGACAGGGACUGGCAAAUCCAAGCAUGUUCGGCCCAAACUGGAGAAGGAAUUCAAUGCUGUAAACGUUACUACAAAAAAGAAGCGCGUUACCGUUACUCGUUACAUCUGAAUAAUGGAAUGCGUUACCGUUACUCGUUACCAUUUUACAAAAGGAACGCGCUUUACCGACUACUCAAAAAAACGAAGGAUUUGAAUGGAUCUCAAGUCAACUGAAAGCCAAAAAAUAAAUAUAUUAACCAUCCUCUAGUUAAGCUGUUACUAAAAAAAAUGAAUCGUUUACAAGGGUUAAGUGCAAUACAACAAUGUUAUAAAAAUUAUUUAUAUUUAUUUCUCAUUUUUAUAAUAAUCUAAUUGCUAUUUCAAUAAACUAAAUAACGACUUAAUAGUCAAUAUAUCCCGAUAUAAAUAAUAUUUAAAUACUUAUACGCGUAUAUUAUUUAAAU